This is a messenger RNA of Pseudozyma flocculosa PF-1, 2571 nucleotides long. RefSeq lists its product as uncharacterized. The record is from RefSeq and is a predicted model, not a curated record. Bases 1 to 2571 code for a protein of 856 amino acids. Gene Ontology annotation, biological process: fungal-type cell wall biogenesis; transmembrane transport. The transcript is spliced from 3 exons. NCBI's taxonomy places the organism in Eukaryota, Fungi, Basidiomycota, Ustilaginomycetes, Ustilaginales, Ustilaginaceae.
AUGAAGUGGGUUGAAGCAGCCGCCGCAAACGUGCGCGGCCUGGGCCUAGCCGCCCCGCCUCGCUCCCACAGGCGCGCGCGCCCGUCGUCGUGGUGGGUCGCCGCGACCGCUCUCGUGUGCCUCGUGGGCUCGCUCGUCGGCGGCGUCGAGGCCCAGAACUCGGGCAUCGGCGAGCCCUACAUGCUGUACACGUCGUCGUCGGCCUACUGCAGCCCGCCCGAGGCGGUCCUCAUCACCGCGCUCGACUUCCGCUUCUACAAGGAGAAUUCCACCCUCGACUUUGACUUUGCCGCCGCCUCGGUGCAGGAGGACCUCGACGUCACCAUCUCGAUCGACAUCAACGCCUACGGCAUGGGCCUCUUCAGCCUCACCCUCGACCUCUGCCAGUCGAUCCCCGUCCUCUGCCCGCUGCCCACCGCCAACUUCCACGGCCGCGGCACCUUCCCCGUGCCCCCCGACUUUGCCAGCAGCCUGCCCAUGCUCGCCUUCACCGUGCCCAACCUCGAGGCCGUCGCCACCGUCCUCCUCACCGACUCGCGCCAGAACUCGACCGUCGGCUGCGUCCAGGCCACCCUCUCCAACGGCAAGUCGGUCUACCACUCCGAGGCAAAGUGGGCCGCCAUCGGCGUCUUUCUCCUCGCCGCCGCCAGCUCCGUGCUGCACACCAUCAUCUCGCCCAGCCUCGGCGCCGCACAGUGGCGCGUCGUCGACGUCCUCAACGCCUGCCAGCACGUCGUCCUCGCCGCGCUCCUCAACCUCGAGUACCCGCAGGUCUACAUCGAGUUUGCCCGCAACUUUGCCUGGUCCGUCGGCCUCCUCAACAUUGGGCCCGUCCAGAGCUCCAUCGAAUCGACCAGGAUGAAGACGGGCGGCGCCCGCAGCGGCACGUUCGGCAAGCUCCUCACCGCGCAGACCGGCAGGCGUUUCAACCCGUUCAGCAACGCCGCGCUGCAGCCUAAUGGAGGAGGUGGUGGUGGUGGCGGCGGCGGUAGCGGGCUUGCCGGUGCUCUCGGCGGACUUGGCCUCUUCAGGUCGAUGGCCUCGACCGUCGGUCCGGCGACGAGCGGCGCGGCCGCCGGCAACGCGACCUCUGUCCCGGACAAUGUGGUGGCGCUGGCGCCCAGCAAUGUCCUCAAGCUCGGCGCGCCGAUUUGGUCCCACUUUGACGUCGCCACCGACGGCCUGCAGCGCCGCGCCGUCUACGCGCCCUACACGGGCCCCGGCGGGCAGAUCCUGCAGACGUCGAGCGAUGCGCAGCUGCCGCUGAUCAGCACCAGCGGCGGGCCGUCGACCGUCGGCCUGAGCUACUUUGCCGAGCUCAACAACAUUGCGCCGGACAGCGCCUUCCUGACGGUGCUGGUCAGCUUCGCCAUCUUCUUUGGCUUCGUCGUGGCCGUCUGCCUCGCCGCCUACCUGGUGGCGGUGCUGGUCCGCCUCUUUACCCGCCCCGGUCGCCACCCGGGCCGCGUCGCCGACUGGAGCGCGCGCUUCACCCGCCCCGCCGAGUUCUUUGGCAGCUUCUGCCGCACCCUCUUUGCGCGCUUCAUGCUGAUGACGUGGGGCGUGCUGCUGGUGUUUGCCUUUUACCAGUGGCGCGCCGGCGACUCGUGGGUGCCGGACCUGCUGGCCGCCGUCUUCGUCGUCAUCUACCUGCUCGGCAUUGCGCUGCUCUACCUGCCGGCGUUCCGGUACGCGCGCCGCGGCAGCCGCGAGGACCUCUACUUUGGCGAGGCGCCGCCAACGGUGGCGAGCCCGGUCGCCCGCCGCCACGGCCCGCUGGCCCACCCGUACCGCCCGCGCUUCUUUUGGUUCACGCUGGUGCUGCUGCUGGCCGCCUUUGUGCGCGCCUGCUUCAUCGGUUUCGGCCAGGGCAACAGCCACGGCCUGCGCCAGUCGAUUGGGCUGGCGGCGACCGACGUGCUGCUGCUCGUCGUCCUGUGCAUCUGCCGCCCGGGUCGCGACAAGACGUCGGAUUUCGUCAUGAUCCUCCUCGUCCUCUUCCGCAUCGUCAGCUGGGGCAUCUGCAUCGCCUUUACGCCCACGGCCGACGUCACCACCAUCCCGAGGGUGAUUGUGGGCUUUGCGCAGAUCGUCGUCACGGGUCUGCCCAUCAUCUUCCUCUUCUUCCUCACCGUGUGGGACCUCUUCACGCCCUUCUUCCGGCGGCGGCAGUGGAGGUCCACCAAGGCGAUGCGAGGCGCCGACGGAGGCAUCUUGGACGAGAAGCACCAGCAGCAGCAGCCGCAGUACGCGUUCGGCAACGUCGGCGCGGGUGCGGGUGCGGGCGCGGGUGCGGGCGCCGCCUCGAUGGCGGGCGAAAAGUCGCUCGGACACUCGAGCAGCAACGGCGACGACACCAUGGUUCGACCCAGCUACUCGCCCAACAAGGAGGGCGAUGCGCUCCACAAGCCGCUCGAGACGCGCGAUGCCGAUGCCACGCGCUUCGCCGCCGCCUUCGCGUCCCUCUCCCUUCUCUGCUGGAGACGUCUGCCGCUCUGGCCACGUCGGCAUCCUGCCUCGCUGUAUUUCUCCUUGACUCUUUUUGCCACCGCUUUGACGUCGCACCAAUAG